This is a messenger RNA of Notothenia coriiceps (black rockcod), 766 nucleotides long. It is a transcript of the gene pes1, whose product is annotated as pescadillo. The transcript is spliced from 6 exons. Gene Ontology annotation, cellular component: nucleolus; PeBoW complex. Gene Ontology annotation, molecular function: RNA binding. The annotation marks the transcript as partial. NCBI's taxonomy places the organism in Eukaryota, Metazoa, Chordata, Actinopteri, Perciformes, Nototheniidae. The record is from RefSeq and is a predicted model, not a curated record. Gene Ontology annotation, biological process: ribosome biogenesis; maturation of LSU-rRNA from tricistronic rRNA transcript (SSU-rRNA, 5.8S rRNA, LSU-rRNA).
CUUCCUCCGCGCAUGUCAAACAACACGUGCAUUGGCUGCUGGUCUCGGUAGCUGUUGCUGUGUUUGUCUUAACAGCUUAAUUUAUAUACAUUUAGAUUUACCUACACUUGUUUGUAGGGCCACAUAUCACUUCUAAAUGGGAGGUACUCAAAAGAAAAAGUAUGAGAGGGGCUCUGUCACCAACUACAUCACCAGAAACAAAGCUCGCAAGAAGUUAUCGCUGAGCCUCCCAGACUUCAGGCGACUGUGCAUCCUUAAAGGCAUCUACCCUCAUGAGCCCAAGCACAAGAAGAAGGUGAACAAGGGAUCUACAGCCCCGAGGACCUUCUACCUGCUCAAAGACAUCCGCUUUCUUCUGCACGAGCCAAUUGUUGGCAAGUUCAGAGACUACAAGGUAUUUGUACGCAAACUUAAGAAGGCUUAUGGAAAAACAGAAUAUACUAAUGUGCAGAGACUGAAGGAGAACAAGCCGACAUAUAAACUGGACCACAUCGUCAAAGAAAGGUACCCGUCCUUCAUCGAUGCUCUCCGUGACGUCGACGAUGCCCUCUGCAUGUGCUUCCUCUUCUCCACUUUCGCCCGAACAGGAAAGUGCCACGUUCAGACAAUCACGCUGUGCAGGCGCCUCACUGUGGAGUGGAUGAACUAUGUCAUCGCAUCCCGUUCUCUCAGAAAGGUGUUCAUCUCCAUCAAGGGAAUAUAUUACCAGGCCGAGGUGAUGGGACAGCUCAUUACCUGGCUGGUGCCAUAUCAGUUCGCCCAUGAU